Molecule: messenger RNA, 2841 nt
Organism: Vicia villosa (hairy vetch)
Lineage: Eukaryota; Viridiplantae; Streptophyta; Magnoliopsida; Fabales; Fabaceae
Product: receptor-like protein 4
Exons: 9
Coding region: 219-2111 (630 amino acids)
Molecular function (GO): protein binding
Source: RefSeq, a predicted model, not a curated record
CUGAUUAAUUUGACAAAAGUUGCUGUUUCUAACUAGUUAAACUAAAAGUGCAAAAAGACUAGUUUCUUCCUUUGUAUAAAAAGAAAGGGCUUGUUUGACUUGACUCCAAAAAUCAUUUUUGAGACACAAAUUCAACCCCAUUCUCCCGCUAAUCUCGCCACUUCUCACAAAUCACACCAAACAUUCCCCUCCCUCAAACCUCAUUCAUUCUCCAAACAAUGAUUCUAAUUCUACAAAAUUUCUUCAUCUUCUUCUCCAUCUUCAUCACUACCACCAUCUCCACCUCAACUCCAUCCCCUCCCUACGGCUUGUCCUCCUACCAUAUCAACUGCGGCACUUCAACUAACUUCACUGACUCCUUCAACACAACAUGGCUCUCCGACCGUUUCUUCUCCGGCGGAUCCGCCUCCGACGUCUCCGAGCCUCUCCGCUUCAAACUCCCCUCCGAAAAAACGCUCCGGUUCUUCCCUUCUUCUUCCAGCGGCAAGAAAAACUGUUACUCUUUCUCUUCUCUCCCCUCUGCACGUUACCUUCUCCGCACUUUCACCGUUUAUGAUAACUUCGACGACAAGUCACGUCCUCCCUCCUUCGAUGUUGCCCUCUCAGGCACCAUCAUUUUCAACUGGCGAUCACCCUGGCCGGAGUCCACAGCUCGCGACGGUGCUUACUCUGAUAUAUUCGCCUUCCUCAACACUUCUUUAUUAGCCUCUGAUCUUUGCUUCUAUGGCUUUGCUACCGAUGCUCCGAUUGUCUCUUCCAUCGAGCUUUUUCCUGUUGAUUCCGCUUCAUAUGAUUCUAACUCCACAGGAGAAAAUCUCAUUCUUGUUAACUAUGGUAGAAUCUCAUGCGGCUCAGAUGAUCCUUGGGGUCCUGGCUUCACCAAUGACACUGACAAAUUCGGCCGGUCAUGGCAACCGGACGAACCAUUACUAUCCAGACCGGAUGAAACUGUUAGAUAUGUAACUACGGGGAGCACAAUACGCGGUGCGGAUAAGGAGCCUAACUAUUUUCCGAUGAAGCUUUACCAAACGGCUGUGACGAAUGAGGUGGAUUCGUUGGAGUAUGAAUUGAGUGUGGACGCGAAGAUGGACUAUAUGGUGUGGCUGCACUUUGCUGAGAUUGAUGCGAGUGUUAAAAAAGCUGGAGAAAGAGUGUUUGAUGUGUUCAUCAAUGGAAAGAAUGUAACUAGAGUUGAUAUAUACAGAGAAGUGGGUGGUUUUGCUGCUUUUACUUGGCAUCAUGUUGUUAAAAACUUGAGCAGUAAUGUUUUGGGGAUUAAACUUGUUGCUGUUUCUGGUGCUCCUCUUAUUAGUGGCAUUGAGAAUUAUGCAUUGGUUCCUAAUGAACCUUCGACUCACCCUCUUCAAGUAAGUGCUAUGAAGUCGUUGAAAGAAUCUCUUCGAAUUCCGGGGAGAAUGGGUUGGAAUGGUGAUCCUUGUGCUCCUACAACUUGGGAUGCUUGGGAAGGUGUUACCUGCCGUAUCAGUGAUGAUAAAUCUGCUCUCCUUAUUACUGAAAUAAAUCUUGGCAGUCAAGGCUUAAAAGGGAGCAUAAGUGACCAGAUUAGUCAUUUAUCAGACUUAGUAAGCCUGAACUUGAGUUCUAAUUCCUUGGGAGGCGAAAUACCAUCAGAACUAGGUCAAAAAUCCAUGGUUCAAGUGGAUUUAUCCAACAAUCAGUUAACAGGCUAUAUACCUGACAGUUUGGCAUCUUCAAAUUUGCUGCUGGUGCUAUUGAAUGAUAACCUAUUGGAAGGACAAGUGCCAGCGCAACUUUUUUCCGUUGGUGUGCGCGGUGGAGCUAUUGAUCUCUCUGGCAACAAAGAUUUGUGCGGUGUACCAUCUCUACCACCAUGUUGGAAGCAAGGCCGAUUUUCGACUGGGGCUAAAAUUGCGAUAGUCUUGUCAUGUAUUUUUGUUUUCUGCAUUGUACUGCUGCUGGUGUAUAUCUACUGCAUACGGAAAAGCAACGAUUAUGACUUUAAUCUACCCUAUGAUAUAAUGGCUCUAGCCGCCAAGAGAAGCAAAUAUCAGAGGCAGAAAUCAUUGGCGCUACUUGAGCUGGAGAAUCGAUACGCCAAGGGGUUUCCUUCACCGUUUACUCCUGAAUAACAUGUUUUAAUGAGGAUAAAAGACUGGUUUCACAAUUUUCAGAUAAAUAUACACAGUUACUGCAUAAAGAAAAUAGUUCAAAGCAAACUUUGGGCAACCCUGCUCAACCUUGACGCAGCGCGAUACUGCCUCAACGAAGAUUCCACAUGCUGUUUUACAUAUUACACUUUGACAAUCGAUUCCUGAACAAUCUAUUCGAGAAAUGCCCUGGUAAAUGGUUCUCGUUUACUAAUAUAACUAGCCUUCUGUAUCUUUGGAUGAAUGCCUGUAGGAACUAGGAAAACUCAUCAAUGUAUACUAUUUCUGCUCCAAGUUCAGUGUCUGUAUUUUUCAAGUAAUCGUAAUCAGUGUGUUUUUUAUGUAGAGAGCCUUUAGUCUUUUUCUUGCUGCAAUGGUGUAACAAAAUGGAUAAUUCAAGUGAGAACGCUUUGUUAUUAUGGAAACUGAUGCACUAAACUCUUACAGUUUAGUUCACCUUGAUUAAAACUAGUGACUUGGAUUUGUUUAUAACUAAAAAGAACCAUUUGAAUAAGCUGCUCUGAAACCUUUCCUUCUCUUCCCAACUCGUUCCUUUAAGUCAAUUGGAGAGAACUGUCAUUUGAUUCAAAACAACAAUUGACCUUGGAAGUUUAUUCCCCUAAUGUCUCUGGUGGAUUGUCGCUUCUGUUUAACUAAAAUUCAUGUUAGUUAAUUCUAUUAGAAGUUAGUUAGCAGUUAAUAUGCAAAGUUA